AUGGAACGGCCGACAUUCAAGCCAAUUGGCACACCAUCCGAGGAACUCGACACGCCGGCACUCGUAGUAGACCUGGAUGCCCUGGACGCGAAUAUCAAACUGGUUCACGGUGCCGUCAGGGCAAGUGGCGCCAGCAUCCGACCGAGUCUGGACUCCCACCUCUGUCCAGCAAUUGGACACAUUCAAGUUGGCGCCGGAGGCACGAAUGGGGUGGCGGUCUCCACUCUCGGACAGGCAGAAGUAUUCAGCCAGCACGGAUUUAGCGACAUUCUGCUAACGAACCUCGUAGUUACUCGUCCGAAGAUUUCCAGGGCUGUGGCCUUGGCCAGGAGGAUCAAGUUGGCUGUUCUGGCCGACAGCGCCAGCAACGUGGACACUCUGUCCGCUGCGGCUCAAUCGUCUGGAUCGACAAUAGGUAUCGCAGUGCCAGUCAGGACCACUACAACUACAAUCGGUGUAAUCCCGUCCGAGGCGCCCAGUUUGGCAGUCCACAUUGCGGGUUCUCCGAACGUGGACCUUGCUGGAUUGGUCAGUUCUUCGGGCGUUGAACCUCUGCUGGAGGCAGCGGCAGCCUGCCAGGCAGCGGGCGUUCACGUCCCAAUGGUCGCCGUACAAGGCUCGGCCGACCUCGAUGCCAGCGCGGCCUCCGACGGCAUUAGUGACGUCCUGGCCGACUCCUACGCCCUUAAUGACAACUCGCUUGCUUCCCGCAGGCCCGAACUCCAGAAGGCCGCCCGAAUUCUCGCGACCGUCGUAAGCAGCAAGGACGACGGCCUGGUUUGGGUUGACGCUGGUCUGAAGGCAACCAGCAUCGACACGGGGUUGCCUGCUGUUGACAAUGUGGAUGGAGCGGUGGUGCCGAGAAUGAGUGCCGAACACGGCGCAUUAGUAGAUGAGGGAAACCUGGGCUGGGAUCUCGACCUAGGUUCCAAGGUCUGGCUCGUUCCCGACGAUAUCGCCAACACCGCCAAUGUCUACGACUACAUUCACGCCACGAGAAACGGUCAGCUCGAGGCCGUCUGGGAAGUCUCCGCCAGGGGACGCUACAACUAA
Messenger RNA from Geodia barretti, 1053 nucleotides. Lineage: Eukaryota; Metazoa; Porifera; Demospongiae; Tetractinellida; Geodiidae. The record is from the annotation of a GenBank genome assembly.